AUGUUUCUUCGCCGCUAUGCCUCGGUAAGUUACUUGGUCGGCUCGCGCCGGAGCCGGCCGUGCUCCAAGAACGUGCCCUCCGAGAGGGUCUCGAAGUACAUCUACACGCCUAGCGACUUGACGAAAUACUUCCGGGACGACUCGUACGGACACCCGCUGGCGGCGCAGAUCACGCGCGCAGACUCGCUUUUCUACAACGCCCGGAUCAAGCACGAGUGGACGUGUGCCAGCUUCGAGGACAUCCCGGACGUCAAGGUGGCCCGGCUCUCGGAGGAGCGCCGGCAGCAGGUGGCGUCCGUCGACCCCCUGCGGCGCACCGAGUACCACGAAAACGUGGCGGCCUCGCGCACGUCGUUUGGCGUGGACCCGCAGCUCCUACGGCCGCUCCCGGAGGUGCUCCUCUUGGGCCACACGAACGCCGGGAAGUCGACGUUGAUCAACAGCCUCUUCGUCAACAAGCACCAGGCCAGCACCGGCAACGCGGCCACGGAGUACGCGUACGUGUCGAAGCGGGCGGGCUACACCAAGUGCCUCAACAGCUACAACGUGGGCAACAAGCUCCGCGUGAUCGACAGCCCGGGCUACGGCCGGUUCGGCGAGCCGGCGCAGGGCCAGGUCGUGCUUGACUACAUCCGCCGGCGCCAGCAGCUCCGCCGAACGUUCGUGAUUAUCGACAGCCUGCGCGGCGUGUGCGAGGAGGACGCGGUGCUCGUGGAGUACCUCGUCGACAACGGGGCGCCCUUCGAGAUCAUCUUCACCAAGGUGGACGUGCUCAUGCAGAAGCGGUUCCCGAAAAUCAACAUGUGCCCGCAGAAGCACGACGUGGACGCGCGCGCCCAGGCGUACGAGCGGGCCAAGGAGGGCAACAGCAGGGUGGUGCAGCACUUCCAGCAUGUCAUCGACAAGGCCGGGCUCCGCGAGCUCGCCACGUUGCCGCGGCUCCUCUUCAACAACUCGCACACCAGCCUGCUCCUCGCGCGGCGCCACGGCUUCCGCGACGUGCGCUUCGCCAUCGCCGAGAGCUGCAACCUCCCCACGGCCAGCGGCUGA
Molecule: messenger RNA, 1050 nt
Organism: Metschnikowia bicuspidata var. bicuspidata NRRL YB-4993
Lineage: Eukaryota; Fungi; Ascomycota; Pichiomycetes; Serinales; Metschnikowiaceae
Exons: 3
Coding region: 1-1050 (349 amino acids)
Cellular component (GO): mitochondrion
Molecular function (GO): GTP binding
Source: RefSeq, a predicted model, not a curated record